Messenger RNA from Plenodomus lingam JN3, 1110 nucleotides. RefSeq lists its product as uncharacterized. Gene Ontology annotation, cellular component: membrane. NCBI's taxonomy places the organism in Eukaryota, Fungi, Ascomycota, Dothideomycetes, Pleosporales, Leptosphaeriaceae. The record is from RefSeq and is a predicted model, not a curated record.
AUGAAUUCCUUUCGAGGACCCUUUGUGGGUAACGGCAGCUCAUCUGACGAUGAGCCAACAAUUGCCAUGAAGCGAACGCGCACCCAGCAGCCAAAUGUCUCGGUAAUCGCUAUGCUCAAAGCUCUCAUACCAGCAGCCCUGCUGAUACUCGUCGUCUUCUGGAUCAACGCAGCUCACAUAUACGGCCUCUUCAGGAACCAAGGAGCCCAUGUCAAAGGAGCUCGAGUCGCGCUGGCGGACUUUGAUGGCGGCGACUUUGGCCACACGCUUCGAACAGCAGCAGCGAUGAAUAGCGGAAAAUACGGAUUUCCGACCUAUGUCAGCAUCGACACCGUAGACUCCGAUCCGGAAAACAUCAGGCGCGAGGUCUUUGAAGGCAAGUACUGGGCGGCUAUUGUUGUUCAGCCUGGGGCCUCGGCGCGCUUUGAGGAUGCACUGAAUGGCACUGCAACAUCCUAUGACGCUCGCGAUGUUUACACAUACUAUACUUUGUCAGCAAGAUAUUACUCCUUGUACGUUCCAGGCAUACAAUCUACGACAGCCACAAUAGCAUCGACAGCAGCUACACUGUUCAGCCAAGAGGUCGUCGCAGAACGCAUAGCCACCGGCACCUUCGCAAACACCACAGCCGCCGCAAGUGCUCUCGCUCAGCCCGUACAAGCAGUCAGUCGCAGUGCAGCAUCGCAGGACUACGCCGACCUGGACACCAAGAUCUUCAUCAACACCCUAGGUGCAAUCCUGCCCAUAUUGAUGCAAUUCUUCUUCAUCAUGGCUUGGAAUGGAAUUUGCAAUGGCAUGCACUUGUACGCCGGCUACACGUUAAAGAGACACAUCAUCUCCCGCCUCUUCUGGAGCAUAACGUUUCCUUGUCUCAGCAGCCUCUGCGUCACAGGAUGGACCCUUGCCUUGCGCGGCCGAUACCACAUCAACGCCCGAAUCUUUUUUGCUUACUGGACCGUCACGUGGGUCUACAGCAUGAUAUCCUUUGACAUCCUGGACAUCAUCACCGGCUUCCUACCCAUGCCUUUCGUCCCCUUUCUCAUGAUCAGUUGGGCCAUUUUCAAUGUGGCUGCUGCCCUGGGCACUACGGUAAAAAAUUGUUUACUGUAG